AUGUCGCGUCAAACUGAUGGCAAGGAAAACGCGCUGGCAAAUUAUAGUCAACGGGUGAGAACGCCGGUGAAUGCGUUACGCGACAUAACCAAUAAAACACCACAGAUUAAGACAGUUAGACAUAAUAAAGAUGGUUAUAAUGGCACGCCAGCAGUAUCAUUCACAAAGCAACAGAAAAAUUCAAAAAGCUCAUUAGAUCGAAGAUUUAAAAUAGAAAAUGACAUCACAAAACAACAAAAUUUAAAAGGCCCAAUAGAGGAUCUAAUAAUGAAACCAAGCGAGGAGGAGGCUGAUGUGCCUGAAAUCGAAUAUUGUCCUCCACCAAUCAAAGAACUAUCCUAUGAACCAUUGGAUGAAGACCUUAAGUUUGAUUGGGAACCAUUACGACACCUGCCCAGUGUUACUGCGUACGAGUUUGAAAAUAUAAAGUAUGAUGAAUUAUCAUUUCCAAAGAUUGAUCCAAAUGAUUAUCGGUCCAGGGAGGUUAUGGAUGAUUAUGGCAAGUAA
Messenger RNA from Dentiscutata heterogama, 507 nucleotides. The record is from the annotation of a GenBank genome assembly. NCBI's taxonomy places the organism in Eukaryota, Fungi, Glomeromycota, Glomeromycetes, Diversisporales, Gigasporaceae.